Molecule: messenger RNA, 2907 nt
Organism: Annulohypoxylon maeteangense
Lineage: Eukaryota; Fungi; Ascomycota; Sordariomycetes; Xylariales; Hypoxylaceae
Product: kinase-like protein
Exons: 5
Coding region: 1-2907 (968 amino acids)
Biological process (GO): peptidyl-serine phosphorylation; peptidyl-threonine phosphorylation
Molecular function (GO): ATP binding; protein serine/threonine kinase activity
Source: RefSeq, a predicted model, not a curated record
AUGGCAUUUUCGUCAUACGAGGAUAUUCUCAAGGAGUUACACAAGCAGAUCUAUGCGAAGCUUGAGAGACGCGAAAUUACCGAGCUGCGCUUUGCGAAGGUUGGAACCGCCUGCGAAGUACUCCACCCAACCAUCUUAAAUCACUUGUACCUUAGCGUUGUGCCUCAGCACAUAUCCACAGAAGAGUACUUCGGCAUUGGUAUAACUGCAGAGACACUUGUCUCUCGGACUGAAGAACGAUGCCUCCAUGAUUUUCUAGCUACUUUAAUUUAUGCGCGCUGUAGCAUAGAAGCGGCCAGGCAUUUUAUCACUACUCUUCUUCUUUGCCCCCCUUCCGCUUGGCCAAAGUAUUGCGAUGGGGGGCGCAGACUCGACGAACUACCAGCAAACCGCUUACAGCUUCAGCAAGUAUUCGGUAUUGACAGCGAUCCUGAUACCAACAGUUUCAUCGACACCCAACCCUGUUUUUGUCCCAUCGUUCUCUUACAAGGUGAGGAUGUUCAAGUACCUGAAGGCGGGAGGCAAAGGCUCCCCUACUUAUCUAAGGAUAAGCUACUUGGAGAAGGGGCUUAUGGCCAAGUAUACAGCGUUAAAGUCGCUGCGGGACAUUUGAGAGAUAACCAUUCUUCGAUGGCAAAUACGAAGCCUAUCUUGAUAGCCCGAAAAGACUUCAAGAAAAGUGAUGGGUUUCAGAAAGAGUACGACAAUAUGAAACGGAUCUUAUACACGACUCGGAAAUGCGACAAUAUCCUCGAGACAUUGGGUAGUCUUCAACGUGGUGGGAACACCUUCAGCUUAUUCAUGCCUCUGGCAGAGUGCGACCUUGGGAAAUGGAUGAAGAUGAAUUUGCCGCCCACCCAUGAUUUGAAAAAAGCUGAAUUUCUCCAAUGCGCGUCGGGACUUGCAGAUGGUUUAGAGUUCCUUCAUUCAGAAAUUAAGGAUGAAAACCACAACCGGAUGAUCUGUUACCAUAUGGAUCUAAAGCCGGCGAACAUUCUGGUUUUUCGUCACGAGAGGGAGCCUGAUAAGCUCAUAUGGAAGAUCAGCGACUUCGGCAUGUCGCGCGUUAAGUUUCUGCGUCAUAACACCAAUGCCGAUUACAGGGAUAUCAGUAUCGCCUUUCAGAAGAGGGAAGAAACAAUCGUGUCAGGGACGGAGAAUCAACGAGCUGAGGGCACCUUCCUUGCGCCAGAGUCGAGUGUUUCAUUGCGGAAAAUGAAUGAGAAAAGCGAUGUCUGGUCAUUAGGGUGUGUUGUGAGUGUCAUACUCACAUAUCUUGAUGAGGGGCAAGGUGGCAUUGACAGAUACUCGGAUGAUCGCUGUGAUCGCUCCAAGCAGCAAGGAGCGGGAAGUGGUGAUUUUUUCUUCAUCCAUCAUAACAAUUUCGGGAAAAAAGCCAAAGUUAACCCGGCUGUCAAAGACUGCCAUAAGCGCCUUAUCAAACAAGCUAAGCUCAGAAGUUCAGCUGAAGGAGACGUGGUGGCGGACUUAUUGAAACAUAUUGAAGAAGACAUCUUGCAACUAGACCCGAGUCGAAGGGAUUCCGCAAAAUCGAUCAGCGAUAAGCUUCUCAAAGCCUCCGGUGCUUACCUGAAGCCAAAAAUGGAUGCGGAGAGUGAUGAGGAACGUGGAGCUCUAUAUAUGAUAAGCAAGUUCAUGAAGCCGUUUAAACAAAGACUCUCUCAUCGGGGGGAAUUAGACGGGGCCCAAAUUAGAAGUUGGCCACUCGCAGAUGCAAGAGCUUUUGUUGGGUGCUCUAUCUCACAUAGCGGCGUCGUUAUAGCCUAUUGGUCGAGGGAAUGGAUCAACCUAUAUAACGCGCAAUCAUUCUUGCCCUAUAAUGGAAAGGAGAUUAAUAAGGUUGCCGAGCAUAAGCUUCGAGAUUUUGGUGAAUGGAAAAACGUGAGACUCACUGAGAAAUACCUUAUUGCUUCGACAACGGGGCCUCGACCUCAUUUUUACCUAUUCAAUUUGGACAGAUACGAUAGGUCGGGGUUGUGGUUCGACAGAGAAUACGAAAUCGUACUUCCAACAUCGAGCGAAAGUGGGGUUUAUCAUAUAGCCAUCUCACCAGGCGGCAAAACAAUCGCCUGUGUGACUCCUCAGGACGAAAACACGUCUUACGUCUGCUAUGCCGACAUCGCAAGUCUCCUCCAAAGUGGAAGCCAAGCGACAAAUUCUGAGACGACAUCAACCUCAAGUGAUGAACUACAACAUAAAGUCGGUCACAAGAACCUUUGGCAUCAAUUUUCCGUCAACGCUCCAGAAAGAAACGUGACACAUUUGCUAUUUCCCUCGGAUGACUAUCUCUGUGUGGUCGCUCAGCCAGAGAUAGAUAAACAACAUAAUGUCCGGAUUUCAUGUUUAACAUUAUUCUCCGGAGCCGUUGUGACUUUACUACUAGAAAACCCCCUUAACAAAACGCCUGAAAAUUUCGACAGUGGCAACUCAGGACGCCUAUUCACGACGUUGGCAAAUUUAGAUGACAAGCCGACGUUUAUUAUUGUUCGCUAUGGAAACCAACUACUUAUUCGAAGCUUCGAGAUUACGAAUGAUUACAACGUCAAUACGAACACGAUUCUUCAGAACUAUUCCAUCGCCGAGCUAUUCGUGGAUAAACAACGAUCAAGACUAUUUGCUCUGGGCAGAAAAACGGGAAAACAUAUGAUGCUAUUGUUAGAACUGCCCAUUUCUCGCUCGGGUCGCAUAGAGAAGCCCCGGGAGAUCAAAGAACUAACAUAUCUCCAUUAUGGCGACAAGUUCUCUGCUAGGCUUCUCAACAGUGAAGACAUACCCUCUAUCCAAGGGUCAGGGGAGCUUGGGGAAACGAAUGAGGGCGGGGCUAUUAUUAUAUCAUCUUAUGCUAAAACUUUUACCACGAUAUAUUGGAUCAAUCUCCCUAGGUAA